GAUAUUCUAUUAUUGUAUAUUCAGGGGAGCAAAACGAGGAUACAAGAAACAUUGUGGCCGUUCCUUUCAAUUGCAGAAAACCAAAUAACAAUUAACAAAAAUCUGGAGGCAAUCUCAAUUACAGUAUAAAACAUAGGAGGAGCUAAUCUAAAAAGCCUCUUUACGCGGCCGCCGGAACUUGGUUGCCCUUUCGGAAUCGGAGAAGACACCGUCGCCGCCUUUCAUCCGUUUCUACCAUCAGUAAGCUUCCAAUUCCCUUAUUUUCUCGAAGAUAAGUUUUGUUUCUAUUAGAGUCGGUGUAUUGGUCUUGUUUGGGUGAAUUUAGGGUUAGGGUUUUAUCUUUAGAGGAGAAUUGGGGAUUUAUAUGGCUGCUGGAAGACAUGGUGAAUAUAGGGACGACGAAUUUAGGGGCCAGGGUUUGGAAUUUGAGGUUUCAAGGAGGGAAGUUGGUUACUCAAAAAGAAAUUAUGAUGGAUUUCGUAACGGCGAUAGCGGGGUUAGGCUAAGACGAAUGAAUUUAAAAGAAAGAGAGAUGAUGAGUAAUUCAGGUAGGAGUGACCGUGAGCCCGGGGAAUUAUCAUCGUCCAGUGAGAGUGUUUCUGAUGAUCAGGCCAGCAAUUCGGACAAUGGAGACCAGUUACUUGUACAGAGCAAAAUAAGAAAAUUUUCACCCGUUAUUUGGGAUAAUAAAGAUGCUAAGAAAGUGAAUAGAGUGUCAAAUAUUCGUACAAUUUCACUGGCAGCUGCUAAGGUGCAGAACUAUUCUAUGACUAAUAAUAAUACGGAGCAGUCCCAGCUUAGGGUGAAGGCUAUACCUGUUUCCCACGAAGCUGCUUCUGAAUUUCCUGACCACAUAUCUUUGACGCCUCCUGUUGAGGUGCAAUCGAGCAAUGAACAAGAGGCUAAAAUACUUGAACAUGGUGAAUAUGUCCAUAUAAGAGCAUCUCGAUGGGUGACUGAUGUUGAUGUUUUCCUAGUUGCCGACAAUAAAAUUCCUCGAUUAAAGAGUAGGAAACUAGGGUCAUGGUCGACUGAAACAGGUGGGCGUAGGAAAUCACUGACCCCUGAAAUUGGGAACCCCAAGAGAAAUAGGGCGCGACCCUCAGAAUCUGAUGAUCAUAUUAGGUCUUCUAGUAGAGAUAGUUACCAGGAAAAUAAUUUAGACAAGAAUGACUCCAUGGAUGUGGAUAAGGACCGUAAUUAUGAUGAUGCUAGUGUUAGCCAAUCAGAUACAGAAUACGAACACGAGCAUGAUUCUUGUGGUGUACUAGAAGCUUCGUUCCCUCCUCAAAGGAGCGUAAACAUGCUUCAGGGGUGUAGAAGCGUGGAUGAAUACGAGAGGCUUAACAAGAUAGAUGAAGGUACAUAUGGAGUUGUUUACAGAGCUAGAGACAAGAAGACAGGAGAAAUUGUUGCUCUAAAGAAGGUUAAAAUGGAAAAGGAACGAGAAGGGUUUCCUUUGACAUCUCUAAGGGAGAUAAACAUUCUCCUCUCUUUCCACCAUCCCGCAGUUGUAGAUGUUAAAGAAGUAGUUGUAGGGAGCAAACUUGACAACAUUUUCAUGGUGAUGGAAUACAUGGAGCAUGACCUGAAGGCGUUGAUGGAGACAAUGAAACAACGAUUUACCCAAAGUGAAGUCAAAUGCCUUAUGCUCCAGCUUUUGGAGGGUGUCAAGUAUCUUCAUGAUAACUGGGUGCUUUACCGAGAUCUGAAGACUUCAAAUUUACUGUUAAAUAACCAAGGUGAGUUGAAGAUUUGUGACUUUGGAUUGGCUCGUCAAUAUGGGAGCCCCCUGAAAACGUAUACUCAAUUGGUGGUUACUUUGUGGUACAGGGCACCUGAACUUCUUUUGGGAGCGAAACAAUAUUCCACUGCUAUUGACAUGUGGUCAUUGGGUUGUAUCAUGGCUGAAUUGCUGAGGAAAGAAACGCUUUUCAAUGGGAAAUCAGAAGUUGAUCAACUUAACAAGAUUUUCAGAAUCCUUGGCACCCCAAAUGAGACGAUAUGGCCGGGGUUUUCCAAACUCCCUGGGGUGAAAGUCAACUUUGUAAAGCAUAAGUAUAACUUGUUAAGAAAGGAAUUUCCGGCCACAUCCUUCAUGGAACCUGGACUAUCUGAUGCUGGUUUUGACCUGUUGAACAAGCUACUCACUUAUGAUCCGGAUCAGAGGUUAACUGCUGAAGCUGCGUUGAACCAUGAGUGGUUUCGUGAAGUUCCUCUUCCCAAGUCCAAAGAAUUCAUGCCUACCUUCCCUGCACAGCAUGCGCAAGACAGGCGUGCGCGAAGAGUAGUGAAGAGUCCAGAUCCGCUAGAGGAGCAGCGAAGAAAGGAAUUGCAGCAGGGGGAGUUGGGGACUGGUGGCUUGUUUUGCUAAGAUAAGUGAAUAGCAUGCAGUAACUGUUGGUGUUUUGUCUAAUACUCAGGGUCGAUGUGGUUGAGGUUAGAGAGCCAUGCGUUGAAAGGAAGAUGCAAAACUUGUUUUGACGAUCACUUGUGUUAUUCUUUUAGCAGGGCACUUUUGACAGUAUAUCACGGAAAAAAUGCUUUGACUAUUGUACAUGUCUCAGAUUUUGUUGCAGGUUGACUAUCACUGGGCGCUGGAACCUUAUCAUGCAACUGCAUGCAUGGCUGGGUGGCAUAGUCAGUUUAUCUAUUAAGGAACUGUUUCGAAGGAAACUCGUGUAUGUAACAUAUUUCGAUUAAACAAUUUUCUCGCAAUUGAUUUGGAUACCGAGUAUUUUGGAUUAUAUCGUAUAUUUAGCUACAUAUGUUUUGAUCUUUAUAUUCUGUUUGCAAGAGACGGCGGUGUAAAGAAGAAAGGCACUACAUAGAUUUUUCAUUGACGAAGAAUUUCACAGAAAAGUAUUGCACAUUUAAAGUUGCACAACCACUGUCUGCAACGAAUCCGAUAUGAUGGAUGCAAGAAUUGUCUUUUGAGAUGACAUGUACCCUUUGCGAUCUCAAACGUCAUAACACUGGCAGAAUUGGGUAGACAUGAGAAGUCAAAGCUCUGUGCGAAUGUGAUGACAAUUGUGGUGAAGUUUCUUAAAAUUAAAAGAUAUUGAUAUUGGUGACUUGGGAUGCUUAAGUAGCCAAAUCUGAUGGUGAUUUGUGGUGUAGAGCAGCUUCUGUUGCAAUGAUUUCCUUGUUGUGUAGGGACUGCUAUCGUUAUCUCUAAUUUUUUACACCAGAUCGUGAACUUAUUUAGCAAAGAAUGUAAAUGGCGAUAAUGAAAUAUACUGUCAGUAGCUGUCAACUGACACUAUUUAGGUUGAUUAGUCGUCUGUUAACUUGUUCCUGGAUCCGUUUUGUGUGUUCAGUUCGCGAUUUUUCUUGAGCUUUGUUUUUUA
Messenger RNA from Nicotiana tabacum (common tobacco), 3350 nucleotides. The record is from RefSeq and is a predicted model, not a curated record. Lineage: Eukaryota; Viridiplantae; Streptophyta; Magnoliopsida; Solanales; Solanaceae.